AUGGUACGGACGGAGCAUUUCUUUGCCGCGGACUCACUUACAGGCUCUCGAACGUCUGCUUCACAGUAUGCUCGGGCAUUGAUCGGUCGCAAGCCAGGAAAGUCGGGAGCGACGAGAGCGACGAGAGCGAUAGGAAAGACAGGAGAGACAGGAGAGACAAGGUCGGGGACAGAGUUGGGGGCGUCGAGAGGGAGUCACUCAUGUGUGUUUUUUCGCCGUUUGGAGGGAUUGCUAACACGCCAAGCAUCUCGGAAGUCGACGCUGGUAUUUUGUGUUUCGAUUGCACACUGUUUAGAGAUGGCGAACACCUUCCGUUCCUACGGUAUCGAUGCCAGAAUUAUUACAUCGAAAACGCCCAAGUCAGAAAGACUUAGACUGCUUGAAGACUUUGGAAGACAAGAAUACCCGGUGCUUGUCAACUGUGGAAUUCUAACGGAAGGUUUGUGCCGAGGAUCCACAGGAGAUCAGGGUUUAUAUGGUGCAGGAACAAAUAUUCCGAAUAUUGACUGUGUGCUUUUGGCACGUCCGACAAAAUCGCAUAAUCUUUUUUUGCAAAUGAUAGGCAGAGGGAUGCGGUUAUUUCCAGGGAAAAGCGAUUGCCACGUAAUUGAUAUGGUCGGGAACGUUUCUCAUGGAAUAUUAGCCGUACCGACGCUGUUUGGGCUUGAUCCCAAAGAGAUCAACAAGGAAGCGUCCCAGGGUGAAUUAAGACGUAUUUCCGGCAGUAAAGAAAAGACAAAAAGUCUUAAGCAUAGUGAAGGCAGAAAGUCAUCAUGCUUGCAAGUCAGCCGAGCAUCGCCGAAUAUUAAAUAUGUAGAGUGGGAUUUUACUCAUGAUUUUAUAAAGGACUUUGAAUUGGUAGCAAAUGUUCGAAAAUUCAGCAAACUACCUUGGAUUCAUAUUAAAGAUAACAAAUACAUUUUGUCGAUACCUAUUUUUGGAUUUAUUAAAGUCGAUAAAGACAUCGAAACAGGCAAAUACUUGGUAAAUUUGAUUUAUAAGCUGAACUCUUUAGAUGCAUACUAUGCGUCCGAAACUCUUAGGGUCCCUGGAUCAUCAGCAAAGUCUCAUACUCACAAAAAACAUCGUGUAAUUCUGUCGAAUGCUAUCUCUCUUAGAAAUGCUAUAUUUGCCGUAGAUACAUAUGUAAUGAGGAAUUACCCUCGAAGGAUGGUACUUAAAAAUGCAACAUGGAGGAAAUCGCCUGCUACAAGUACACAAAUCGCACUUAUAAAUAAAAUAAAUCCAUCGAUAAACCGGAACAUUAAUAACAUGACCAAAGGCUUAGCAUGGGACUUGAUAACAAAAUUAACACACGGUGCAAAAGUGUUCUCAAAACAGACUAAACCAACUAAUUAA
Pneumocystis jirovecii RU7 is the source of this 1359-nucleotide messenger RNA. Its product is annotated as double-stranded DNA-dependent ATPase. The transcript is spliced from 3 exons. The record is from RefSeq and is a predicted model, not a curated record. The coding region runs from base 1 to 1359 and encodes 452 amino acids. NCBI's taxonomy places the organism in Eukaryota, Fungi, Ascomycota, Pneumocystomycetes, Pneumocystales, Pneumocystaceae.